AUGAUGCUUAUUAAGCUAGUUAUAGACAGGCUUACUGUGAACGUUGUUAGUGCGUAUGCACCCCAUGUGGGUCUGGAUGAGGAAGUCAAAAGGCUCUUUUGGGAGGAUUUAGAUGAGUUAGUGAGAGGUAUACUGAGUACCGAAAAGAUUUUCAUUGGUGGAGAUUUGAAUGGUCAUAUCGGUACAACUUCUAAUAAUUUUGAUGAUGUCCAUGGAGGCUUUGGUUUUGGGGAAAGAAAUGGCGGCGGGGCAUCUCUCCUGGAGUUUGUUAAAGAUUUUGAAUUGGUAAUUACUAACUCAUGUUUUCUGAAGAGGGGUAAUCAAUUGGUUACCUUUAGUAGCAUGGUAGCUAGGACUCAGAUUAACUACUUACUCCUCCGGAAGGAUGAUAGAGGCCUUUGUAAGGAUUGA
Messenger RNA from Solanum dulcamara, 411 nucleotides. RefSeq lists its product as uncharacterized. The coding region runs from base 1 to 411 and encodes 136 amino acids. Lineage: Eukaryota; Viridiplantae; Streptophyta; Magnoliopsida; Solanales; Solanaceae. Gene Ontology annotation, cellular component: nucleus. The transcript has a single exon. The record is from RefSeq and is a predicted model, not a curated record. Gene Ontology annotation, biological process: chromatin remodeling.